Molecule: messenger RNA, 2098 nt
Organism: Frankliniella occidentalis (western flower thrips)
Lineage: Eukaryota; Metazoa; Arthropoda; Insecta; Thysanoptera; Thripidae
Product: adenylate cyclase, terminal-differentiation specific-like
Exons: 5
Coding region: 74-1537 (487 amino acids)
Cellular component (GO): extracellular region
Molecular function (GO): chitin binding
Source: RefSeq, a predicted model, not a curated record
GCCGCGCGCCUGGAGCAGAUCACCUCAAGACGCGGACGGGGAAGGUGCUCCCGGGACUCCAGCGACAACCACCAUGAAGAUUUCCAGGACGUGGCUGAUGGUGUUGCUGCUGGUGGGCGCGGCGUGCGCCGAGGGCCAGAAGAAGGCCGCCGAGGCCGAGAAGGCGGUGGCCUCGGAGGCCGCGGCCAUGAGCGGCGAGGACGACGACGACGGCGGCGAGGGCGAGGCGGUGCACACGGCCGAGAGCAGGCCACUGCAGCCGCUUCCGGUUCUGCUGCAGCAGCAACAGCAGCAACAGCAGCAACAGCAGCAACAGCAGCAGCAGCAGCAGGUGGCCGAGGACCGACUAGACGACCGGGAUAAGAGGCAGCUCCCCGGGCAGCAGCAGUACCUGCAGCGCCUGCCCAACCUCGGCGGCGCUCCUCCCCAGGGCUUCCGCUCGGCGCCCGUCCGCGAGCGCGACUAUGAGGGCUUCCAGCCGUCCAACGCGCUGUCCUCCACCGCGUCUCCCGUGCACCUGGUGCGCCAGUCCACCCAGCCCCAGCCCGUGCAGGUCACGUACCGCGCCACCCCGUCGCCGCAGCUCAUCUCUGGCCUGCCGCAGGGGCUGCAGGGCGUGCCCCAGGGCCUGGGCCAGCAGUACCGCAGCACGGCGCUGCCCAGCCCCACGCCCUCCGCCGCGCCACUGCAGCGCCGGCCCGCCCAGCAGCAGGUCUACAGCCGGCCGCAGCCCUCGCGCCAGCAGUACGCCGACCUCCAGCAGGUGUCUGAGGAGGCCACCUCCGAGGAGCUGGAGCCCGAAAAGGAGGAGCCCGACCGCCUGACCGAGCUGCUGCCGCACUCCAAGUUCGCGUGCCAGGGCCGCGGCACCGGCUACUACGCCGACGAGGGCCUGUCCUGCGAGGUGUUCCACUACUGCCAGGACGGCGCGCGCCACUCGUGGAUCUGCCCGGAGGGCUUCACCUUCCACCAGGUGCACCUCAUCUGCAUGCCGCCCAGCAACGAGAACAUCUGCACCAAGUCGUCGUCCUUCUUCUUCGUCAACGACUACCUGUACCGGCCCAUCAACGAGGAGGAGGUGCAGCGUAAGCCCAACGUGUCCCUGCGGUACUCGGACCGGUACUACCCCCAGAACUACUACGACGAGGAGGGCCUGAACCAGCCCCAGCAGCAGCAGUACCAGCAGCAGAGCCAGCACCAGUACCAGCAGCAGAGCCAGCACGUGCCCCAGCGCGUGCCCCUGCAGCAGGGCCUGCCCCAGCGCCGCGUGGCCGCCGCACCCGCGCCCUCGCAGCAGCAGCAGCAGCAGCAGGUGCAGUACCAGUCCACCGCGCGGCCCGCACCCGCCGCCAUCCAGCUGCAGCCCUCCUACAGGCAGGCCAGCCCCAACAACCAGGUGUUCCACUCCCCCGAGGAGGUCAACAUCCCCCUGCAGCUGAGGAGACCGACCGCCACGACGGCGAGGAGCUUCCAGCCCACCGCGGCCCCGGCCUCCGACGAGUACGAGGACGACGAGCCCGUGUACCGGCAGGGAUAGGAGAGGAGGGGCCAAAGACUUUGAGCUGCGAGGAGUAAGCGUGAAUUUAAAUGUGGAAAUGUUAGUCCGGUCGCGCGGAGAACGGAGCUCCGCCUGCAUCACCCACCUCACCAGGACGCAGGGCAGGACGCGACGCGUGUGUGAGAGUGUGCCUGUCUUAUGAUGUUGCAUUCGGUUAGUGUACUUUGGACUUAAGUUAUUGUUUUCUCGUAAAGUCACAAUGACGACUGCUCAAACAACAUGAAUGUGACACGGCCUCUGCGGCUUUAAAUUAUUUUUAUACGUGUGUAUGUGUGUGCGUGCGUUUGGGUGUUCUUAAUUUGAAAAAUUCUUGCAAUGUGGUUCGCCCUGGGGAGAUGGAUGCAUUUUAUUGGCAGCCGUUUAUACCCAGAGCGGCUGCGUUCUCUUCGGCCUGUGUUGGUGAGUUAUUUAUAUAAAUGAUGUGAGACUGUUGUGCUGUGUGCAUGUGUGUGCGUGUAGAGAACCCUUUUUUGUAAAAAGAGUGAUGAUCCUAUAUUUUGUAAGAUAAACCAUAAAUAAAAACACGACGACUGUUUUCAA